GGUUUGGGUAAGACGCUGCAGACGAUCUCUCUGCUGGGGUACAUGAAGCACUACAGGAGCAUCCCCGGGCCCCACAUGGUGCUGGUGCCCAAGUCCACCCUGUACAACUGGAUGAACGAGUUCAAACGUUGGGUCCCCUCCCUCAAAGCAGUCUGCCUCAUCGGAGACCGAGAGCAGAGGAAUGCCCUGAUCAGAGAUGUGCUGCUGCCAGGGGAGUGGGAUGUGUGUGUCAUCUACGAGAUGCUCAUCAUAGAGAAGGCCGUGUUCAAGAAGUUUAACUGGAGGUACCUGGUCAUCGACGAGGCCCACAGGAUCAAGAACGAGAAGUCAAAGCUGUCAGAGAUAGUGCGUGAAUUCAAGACCACCAACCGUCUGCUGCUUACCGGCACCCCGCUGCAGAACAACCUCCACGAGCUCUGGGCCCUGCUCAACUUCCUGCUGCCAGACGUCUUCAACUCCUCAGAGGACUUUGACUCAUGGUUUGACACCAACAACUGCCUGGGGGAUCAGAAGUUGGUGGAACGUCUUCACACUGUACUGCGUCCUUUCCUGCUGCGCCGUAUCAAGAAUGAGGUGGAGAAGUCUCUGCUGCCUAAGAAAGAGAUCAAGAUGUACGUGGGGCUGAGUAAGAUGCAGAGAGAAUGGUACACCAAGAUCCUGAUGAAGGACAUAGACAUCCUGAACUCUGCAGAGAUGGACAAGAUGCGCCUGCUCAACGCCUUGAUGCAGCUGAGGAAGUGCUGCAACCACCCGUACCUGUUUGAUGGGGCCGAGCCCGGCCCGCCUUACACCACCGACCUGCACCUGGCCGUCAAUAGCGGCAAGAUGGCCGUCCUUGACAAGCUGCUGCCCAAGAUGAAGGCUCAGGGCUCCCGUGUGCUGAUCUUCAGCCAGAUGACCAGGAUGCUGGACAUCUUGGAGGAUUACUGCAUGUGGCGCAUCGGCUACUGUCGCCUGGACGGACAGACGCCCCACGAGGAGAGACAGAUCUCCAUCAACGCGUACAAUGAGGAGGACAGCCCUAAAUUCAUCUUCAUGUUGAGCACCAGGGCCGGAGGGCUGGGUAUUAACCUGGCCACAGCUGACGUGGUCAUCCUCUACGACUCAGACUGGAACCCUCAGGUCGACCUACAGGCCAUGGACCGAGCUCACAGGAUUGGUCAAAAGAAGCAGGUGCGCGUGUUCCGUUUCAUCACGGAAAACACAGUAGAGGAGAGGAUCGUGGAGCGAGCCGAGAUGAAGCUCCAACUGGACUCCAUUGUCAUCCAGCAAGGAAGGCUAGUGGAUCCCAACGCCAACAAGCUGGGGAAGGACGAGAUGCUGUCUAUCAUCCGGCACGGCGCCACGCACGUCUUCGCCUCCAAGGAGAGCGACAUCACCGACGAUGACAUCGACGAGAUCCUGGAGCGAGGCGAGAAGAAGACCAUGGAGUUGAAGGAGAAGAUGAACACCAUGGGCGAGAGCUCCCUGAGGAACUUCACCAUGGAGUCCGACAACAGUGUGUACACCUUCGAAGGAGAGGACUACAGAGAGAAGAAGAAGGUAGUCACCAACUGGAUCGAGCCACCCAAGAGAGAGAGGAAGGCCAACUACGCAGUGGAUGCCUACUUCAGAGAGGCCCUGCGUGUCAGCGAGCCUAAAGCACCCAAGGCUCCUCGUCCACCUAAGCAGCCCAAUGUGCAGGACUUCCAGUUCUUCCCCCCAAGGCUGUUUGAACUGCUGGAGAAAGAGAUCCUAUUCUACAGGAAGACUAUCGGCUACAAGGUUCCUCGUAACCCAGAACUGCCCAACUCUGCUCAGCACCAGAAGGAGGAGCAGGCCAAGAUUGACGAGGCCGAGGGCCUAUCAGAGGAGGAGCUGGAGGAGAAGGAGAACCUCCUCUCGCAGGGCUUCACCAUCUGGAAUAAGCGUGACUUUAACCAGUUCAUCAAAGCCAAUGAGAAGUGGGGGAGAGACGACAUCGAGAACAUCGCCAGAGAGGUGGAGGGCAAAACCCCAGAGGAAGUCAUGGAAUAUUCCGCUGUGUUCUGGGAGCGCUGCAACGAGCUGCAGGACAUUGAGAAGAUCAUGGCUCAGAUCGAGAGAGGAGAGGCCCGCAUCCAGAGGAGGAUCAGCAUCAAGAAAGCACUGGACACAAAGGUAAGCCAUUUCA
This is a messenger RNA of Oncorhynchus gorbuscha (pink salmon), 2152 nucleotides long. RefSeq names its product SWI/SNF-related matrix-associated actin-dependent regulator of chromatin subfamily A member 5-like. Gene Ontology annotation, cellular component: chromatin; nucleus. The record is from RefSeq and is a predicted model, not a curated record. Gene Ontology annotation, biological process: regulation of transcription by RNA polymerase II; nucleosome organization. Gene Ontology annotation, molecular function: ATP-dependent chromatin remodeler activity; ATP binding; ATP hydrolysis activity. NCBI's taxonomy places the organism in Eukaryota, Metazoa, Chordata, Actinopteri, Salmoniformes, Salmonidae.